This is a messenger RNA of Tyto alba (common barn owl), 3981 nucleotides long. RefSeq names its product ADAM metallopeptidase with thrombospondin type 1 motif 14 (gene ADAMTS14). Gene Ontology annotation, biological process: proteolysis; extracellular matrix organization. The record is from RefSeq and is a predicted model, not a curated record. Gene Ontology annotation, molecular function: metalloendopeptidase activity. NCBI's taxonomy places the organism in Eukaryota, Metazoa, Chordata, Aves, Strigiformes, Tytonidae. The transcript is spliced from 23 exons. Gene Ontology annotation, cellular component: extracellular matrix. The coding region runs from base 68 to 3721 and encodes 1217 amino acids.
CACCGGGCGCCGCCCGCCCCGCAUCCCGCCCGCCCCGCAUCCCGCCGCGCCGCGCCGCCGGCCCCAAAUGGAUUAUCUGCGGCUGGUGCUCUCCUGCCUCGUCCCCCUGCACGGCUGCCUGGCUGCCGGCAGCGCCCCAGAGCUCCUUCUGUCCGGCAAACUCCGCGAGUAUGGUGUGAUCGUGCCCUUCAGCGCCGAUUGCCGGGGUCGCUUCCUCUCGCACGUGGUGUCCGGCGAGGCGGUGGCGGGGAUCGGCGAAACCGCUUGUCCCCCGUCCCGCCGCGUCCCCCGCAGCCCCCUGGAUGAACCCCGCCAAGGCCGCGGGGCCGGCGGCCGCUUGCUCUACUUCAACGUCACCGUUUUCGGGAAGGAGCUGCACCUCCGGCUGAGGCCCAACCGCUGGCUGGUGCCGCCGGGCGCCGUGGCCGAAUGGCAGGAGGAUUUCGAGGUGCUUUUCCGGGAACCUCUCCAACGGCGGUGCCUCUUCACCGGCGACAUCUCCGGCAUGCCUGGAGCCGCUGUGGCCAUCAGCAACUGCGACGGACUGGCUGGCCUGAUUCGGACAGACAGCAACGAGUUCUUCAUCGAGCCCCUGGAGAGGGGGCAGCAGGAGAUGGAGGAGCACGGGAGGGCCCAUGUGGUGUACCGCCGGUCGGCCAUCCGGCAGGAUGGCGCUGAGCCCCGCCAGGACCUCCACCCCGAAGUGCCCGGCGUGCGGGUGGGCGAUCUCCCCAACUCCCUGGAGCUGAUGACGGAGCAGCUGGGGGACGCGGAGCGCAAGAGACGCCACGCCAGGAAGGAUGACUACAACAUCGAGGUCUUGCUGGCGGUGGACGACUCGGUCGUACGCUUCCACGGGAAGGAGCAUGUCCAGAACUACGUCCUCACCCUCAUGAACAUAGGUAGGUAUUGUUGCCUGGGGGUGCAUGGUUUGGGGCAGGGAGCUCUCCUCAGACCAGGGGACUGUUUGCAGGCACCACUGGUGGGAAGAGACAUUGCAGAGAGGAGGGCUUGCCUGGUGGAUGAAAUUUAUCACGACGAGUCCCUGGGCGUUCACAUCAACAUCGUGCUGGUCAGGAUGAUCAUGGUGGGAUACCGCCAGUCAGUCAGCCUGAUAGAACGAGGGAACCCGUCUCGGAGCUUGGAGCAGGUCUGCCGCUGGGCUCACUCGCAGCAGCGCUCCGACCCGGAGCACGCCGAGUACCACGACCACGCUGUAUUCCUCACCAGGCAAGAUUUUGGUCCCGCAGGUAUGCAAGGCUACGCGCCAGUGACGGGGAUGUGCCACCCGCUCCGAAGCUGCACCCUCAACCACGAAGAUGGCUUCUCCUCGGCCUUUGUUGUGGCCCACGAGACUGGCCACGUGUUAGGCAUGGAGCACGACGGCCAGGGCAACCGCUGCGCCGAUGAGACCAGCAUGGGGAGCAUCAUGGCACCGCUGGUCCAGGCCGCCUUCCACCGCUACCACUGGUCCCGCUGCAGCAAGCAGGAGCUCAACCGCUACAUUCACUCCUACGACUGCCUGCUGGAUGACCCCUUUGAGCACCAGUGGCCCACGUUACCCGAGCUGCCGGGCAUUAACUACUCCAUGGACGAGCAGUGCCGCUUCGACUUCGGGGUGGGCUACAAAACGUGCACGGCGUUCCGCACCUUCGACCCCUGCAAGCAGCUGUGGUGCAGCCACCCGGACAACCCCUACUUCUGCAAGACCAAGAAGGGGCCACCCUUGGAUGGGACCGAGUGCUCUCCAGGCAAGUGGUGCUUCAAAGGUCACUGCAUCUGGAAGACGUCGGAGCAGCCUUACAGCCAGGACGGCAGCUGGAGCUCCUGGUCUAAAUUUGGCUCCUGCUCCAGGACCUGCGGGGGAGGCGUGCGCUCGCGCAGCCGGAGCUGCGACAACCCGCCCCCGGCGUACGGCGGGCGGCACUGCCCUGGAGCCACCUAUGAGUACCAAGUGUGCAACACCGAGGAGUGCCCGGGGCCCUACCAGGAUUUCCGUGCCCAGCAGUGCUCCAAGCGCAACUCCUACUACACUCACCAGAACAGCAAGCACUCCUGGCUUCCCUACGAGCAUCACGACGAUGCUCAGAAGUGUGAGCUGAUCUGCCGGUCCGAGGGAACGGGGGACGUGGUGUUCAUGAAUCAGGUUGUCCACGACGGUACCCGGUGCAGCUACCGAGACCUCUACAGCGUCUGCGUCCGGGGCGAGUGCGUGCACGUCGGCUGUGACAAGGAGGUCGGCUCCCUGAAGCAGGAUGACAAGUGUGGGGUCUGCGGGGGGGACAACUCCCACUGCCGGACGGUGAAGGGCACGCUGGCCAAGACCCCCAAGCAGCUGGCAGGUGUUUUGAAGAUGUUUGAGAUUCCAGCGGGGGCGAGGCACCUUCAGAUAGAAGAGGUGGAGCCGGCCUCCCACAGCAUCGCUGUUAAGAAUCAAGCCACGGGUAACUUCAUCCUUAACGCCAAGGGCAGAGAAGCCAAAAGCCAAGUGUUCAUUGAGAUGGGCUUGGAGUGGGAAUACACCGUUGAACAUGGCAAGGAGAGCCUGAAAACCAGCGGUCCUCUGCACGAGGCCAUCAGCGUUUUGGUCAUCCCUCAGGAGGAGGAGGCGAGGAGCAGCCUGAUGUACCGCUACAUCAUCCACGAAGACCUGCUGCCCGUGAUCGGAAAUAACAACGUCCUGCUCGAGGAGAUGGAUUCCUACGAGUGGGCCCUCAAGAGCUGGUCUCAGUGCUCCAAGGCGUGCGGAGGAGGUAGCUUUCCCUUCAUAGCAGCUGACAGCGUGUGCUUGGGAGGAUGCUUGGGCAUCCAGUAUACCAAGUACGGCUGCCGGCGGAAAAGCGACAACCGGAUGGUGCAUAGAAACUUCUGCGACAACGGCAAGAAGCCGAAGCCGAUCCGGCGGCGCUGUAACCUCCAGGAGUGCUCCCAGCCAGCCUGGGUGGCCGAGGAGUGGGGUGCCUGCAGCAGGUCCUGCGGCAAGCUGGGGGUGCAGGCGCGGGCGGUGCAGUGCGUGCAGCGCCUGCGGGACGGCACCAACCGCACCCUGCACACCAAGUACUGCCCUGGGCAGCGGCCCGAGACGCGCCGGCCCUGCAGCCGCCUGCCCUGCCCUGCACAGUGGAGGACGGGUGCCUGGUCGGAGUGCUCGGCGAGCUGCGGGGAAGGCGUCCAGCAGCGGCAGGUGGUGUGCAAGGGCGGCGAGAGCGGCGGGCACUGCGAGGGUGACAAGCCGGAGGCCGUCCAGGGCUGCCACGUGGCCCUCUGCCCGGGGAAGCUCUCCGGCGUCACCGCCGGCGCCGGGGACCACGGUGCACCCAAAGGGCAGCGGGUGCCCCAGGACGGGGCCAAAAACCCUGUUAGCAAGAUCUCCUCCAGGGAGCCUUGCCUCGGGGACAAAUCCAUCUUCUGCCAGAUGGAGGUCCUGGCUCGCUACUGCUCCAUCCCCGGCUACAACAAGCUCUGCUGCGAAUCCUGCGGCAAGAAAGCCUCCUCUGCCACCGGCUUGCCCCCCGCCACCAGCCCCAGUGCCCCCCCGGGAUCCGCCGCUCCCAGCCCCGCUCUGCCGCUCUCCCCCCGUCCCACUGCCCCUGCCCGGGGGGCACCCGGGGGGGACCCCACCCCGGCACCUCAGGCGGGUGGAGGGAUGCCUGGCAGCGGUGCUUUCCCUGGGGGGCUGCCAGCCCCCAGCGAGCUGGGCAGGGGCCAGGCAGCCAGGUAACCCACUCGGUUCCACCUUGCCGAGGGGCAGGGGAAGCCUUUCGCCUCCCUCCCUCCCUCUCUCUCCUCUCCCCCCUUUUUUUUCCUCUUCCCCCUCACCAUUUCCAGUGAUGGUUUUCACAGCUGGCGCUGCCAGGUUUGGAAACAACUUGGCUCACCCAGAAAUUCCCGGGAAAACCACUUUUUGUCUCAUGAUCCUCCCCCGGCCUUCCCAGCUGUGGCACGGUUGGGUUUUCUUUUUUUUUUUUUUUUUUUUUUUUU